Molecule: messenger RNA, 2172 nt
Organism: Stegastes partitus (bicolor damselfish)
Lineage: Eukaryota; Metazoa; Chordata; Actinopteri; Pomacentridae
Gene: and1
Product: actinodin1
Exons: 7
Coding region: 7-1740 (577 amino acids)
Source: RefSeq, a predicted model, not a curated record
GGAGUCAUGGCUGAAAGGAGGAGAACCAGCUUCUCCGGUGUCUUGAUGACCGCCCUGCUGGCUGUGAUGCUGCUGCCUGCGUUCUUGUCUGCUGGACCAAUUGCGCAAAAGCCCAAAGGAGAUGCGGGGGAAAGUAUCCAGGAGAGGUCGGCGGCUGCAGCGUUGAACAGGAGGCUGAUCCGCAACCGCAGGAACAUCAGCUGGUACAAGCAGCACUCGGACUUCUGGGGCUGGUACAAGUUCUUCACCGACAACGGCAACCAGGAGGCAGUCCAGGAGAUGGAUCGCAUCUAUCUGGCUUAUCUCCAGAACAAGAACCGUGCUGAGGGACGUCGCUCUUACAAGGCCUACUUGCGCCACCUGGGGGAAAUCUACAAGUCCUGCGCUGACUCCGACGACCCAAACUGCGUGGCUUCCCAUACCACCAGGCCUAAACCAGAGCCCCCCAAGCCUGCACCGAUAAAAACCUGUGACCCCACCAAGGAGCCCUACUGCCUGUACAUGGCGUUGGUCCAGGGCAAGAGCCCCUACCUGCCCCUGGUGCUCCCAGCUGCCAUCCCCGCCCCGGCACCAGCCAAGGCUCCUGCCCCUCUGUACGUUCGCACUGCUGCUCCAGCCAAGGAGCCCAACUCGGGGUAUCUUUACUACGCUCCAUCCGCAGUGCCUUUCCUCUCCAAGGAGCAGAAGGCCGAGCUGCUGCGUAUCUGCUCCGCUGAUGAUGUGGAGUGUCUGCAGUACCAUCUUAGAGCUGCCUAUGGCUAUGGGCCCUCCGCCGGGCCUCUUCCUUCGUAUGCCCACCUCGGCUGCGACCCCAAGAAAGACCCCAACUGCAAACCCAAACUGGUGCAGAAAGCCCCUUCUGGUCUCUACCUGCAGUACCCCAACUGUGAUCCCCGGGAUCCUGCCUGUGCCUAUGCUGCCUCCCUUGCGCCCCGUGCUCCUAACCCCCCUGCCCCUGCUGGCCCUGGAUCCUGCAACCCUAUUUUUGAAGAAGGCUGCAACCCUCUUACUGCCACCAGGUUUUCUUCUCCCCCAGAGGCCUACAAAAACGGAGAAAAAGAGGAGGCCGCUGCUAUUCGCGUUGCUCCUCCUGCUGCUGAGCAGAACAAUGACCCCUAUGCCAUGUUUAGGGAUGCUUAUGCGGCAGCUGCCAUGCAUCGCCGUGGCCCUCCCACCCCCAGGCAGCAGUACCCGUUCUCUAAUCCCAAUUAUGAGGAGCCUCCCAGGGAGGAGCGCCACCCUCUGGGCCCCCCAGGUAAAACCAAGGAAGGCUACGACUGCUUCAUUGGCUACGACCGUGAAUGCUUCCCCGUGAAGCCAGCAGAGCCCCGCUCUGGAGUUCACCGCCGCAUCCCCUACCCUGCUGAGGCCUACGAGCCCCAUCUGAACGCUGACGGCAGCCGCAACGGAGUCCUGGAGCCUUCCAACCCACACUGUGACCCCGAGUACGACCGCGACUGCCGCCUGCGCCGCUACGAGCCUGAGCAGACCCACCCCGAGACCCAGCCCGAGCAUCACGCCGAGGAGGACCACAGCCAGGGAGCAGCAGGCAGCGAGCAGCAGGAACAGGAGCAGUACGAGACAGAGCCCUACCAGAGUGGCCAGGAGGAGCCUCUCAUGCCCUACCAGCCACUCUCACAGGGUAUGCCCAGCCUCCAGGACAUACUGAGGCGCUAUGGAGACCAGUUUCCUGAGCAGGAUGAUCAUAGAGCUUACGCAGACGACUACCGUAAGAAAUAAUUGCGCCAACACACAUGCAUGCAGAUGGACAUGAAUACACAGUCCCAUGCGUUCUUGCAGCUCAGCCCCUGAACGCCUUACGCAGCGAACAACCAGUUCUAACUGGACCAGAUGUGGGACACAGGUGAAAUUUAUGGACCCAAUGAGCGAGUACAUACACGUACAUCCAAACAUAGCUUCCUGCUGCAGGAACAUGCUCAGAAACGAUGCUGGAACACCCUCGGCUUCCCGCGCCUUCAGCUGCUUCGCCGUAUUGCUUUCUACUUUCCACCUCGACCCUCCUCCAUCCACUCCAACGUGUAGUGACUUCUCCAACCUCAGCUUUGCUUCUGUAUCUAUGCAUCUCACUUUUAAAAGUUCGUUUGUUGCUUUUUGUCAGUGGAUUUUAUGUAAAGAUUUUUUUCAUUUUGAAUGUUCUAAUAAAAAGCUCUA